Molecule: messenger RNA, 2303 nt
Organism: Neltuma alba
Lineage: Eukaryota; Viridiplantae; Streptophyta; Magnoliopsida; Fabales; Fabaceae
Product: probable serine/threonine-protein kinase At1g54610
Exons: 7
Coding region: 284-1936 (550 amino acids)
Biological process (GO): protein phosphorylation; positive regulation of transcription elongation by RNA polymerase II
Cellular component (GO): cyclin-dependent protein kinase holoenzyme complex; nucleus
Molecular function (GO): RNA polymerase II CTD heptapeptide repeat kinase activity; ATP binding
Source: RefSeq, a predicted model, not a curated record
UUCCUCAUAUUCUGUGCUAUUAGAACUCUCAGCAGACUCGUAGUGGAGAAGCCCGCUUCCUCGGCGAGUCGUUCCUUCUCAGAGAGCUUGUCCUUGUGUUCCCGUUCGCGGGCUAUUCCAAUUUCCACCUUUGCCUACCCAUCGUCUAUCGCCGGCGAUUUCUGCGACCCCCGCUUCAUCGGGAUCUGCCGCCAGUUACUGGCGUUUUGUCCUCCCUGCAAGGUCCCUCAUUUUUUUUAUUCCCAUGUGAUUUCGAUUCUCUGCCACCGGACGAAGCUGACGGAUGGGUUGCGUGCUCGGAGCGGCGAAGGAUGAUGCAGGCCCAAGGGGGGGCUCCGGAGCUCAGAACCGUCCUGAGCAAAGCUCUGUUGCUGACGGAGGUAAUGCUGUUGGCGUUGGGAACAGAGGGAAGGCGAAGGAGAAGCAAAGGACUCGACAGCAUGGCGGCGAAUUUGUUUAUAAUCUCCAGGGACUGGAACGCCGGCAACCUAGUCUUGAUCCACGUGCUCAAACCCAACAGGGGUGGCCGUCUUGGUUGAUGGCUGUAGCUGGCGACGCAAUCCGAGAUUGGACUCCUCGGCGCGCCAACACGUUCGAGAAACUUGCGAAGAUUGGACAAGGGACGUAUAGCAAUGUAUACAAGGCGAGAGACCUUCUUACCGGAAAGAUAGUAGCUUUAAAGAAAGUUAGGUUUGAUAAUCUGGAGCCAGAGAGUGUGAAGUUCAUGGCGAGAGAGAUUCUUGUUUUGAGGCGGCUUGAUCACCCCAACAUCGUCAAACUCGAGGGCUUGGUUACUUCUAGAAUGUCAUGCAGUCUUUACUUAAUAUUCGAGUAUAUGGAACAUGAUCUUGCGGGGCUGGCUGCUGGGCAAGGUGUUAAGUUCACUGAACCUCAAGUGAAAUGCUAUAUGAAGCAAUUACUCUCUGGCCUUGAGCAUUGCCAUAGCAAAGGUGUCUUGCAUCGUGAUAUCAAGGGUUCUAAUCUGCUUAUUGACGAUGAAGGAAUCCUUAAAAUCGCUGAUUUUGGACUGGCAACUUUCUAUGAUCCUGAGCACAAGCAGCCUUUGACAAGUAGAGUUGUCACGCUUUGGUAUCGUGCUCCUGAGCUUCUUCUUGGGGCUACAUACUAUGGUGUUGGUAUUGACAUCUGGAGUGCUGGCUGCAUCUUGGGAGAGCUGCUUACGGGGAAGCCAAUCAUGCCUGGCCGAACAGAGGUUGAACAACUGCACAAAAUAUUUAAAUUAUGUGGUUCUCCAUCUGAUGACUACUGGAAGAAAUAUAAACUUCCAAAUGCUACACUCUUUAAGCCACAGCAGCCAUAUAAACGAUGCAUUUUAGAAACCUUCAAGGAUUUCCCUCCUUCUUCUGUACAUCUAAUAUGUACUCUUCUUUCAAUAGAUCCUGAUGAUCGUGGAACUGCCUCGGCUGCUCUAAAUAGUGAUUUUUUUACCACUGAGCCCUAUGCUUGUGAACCGUCAAGUUUGCCAAAGUAUCCUCCCAGCAAAGAACUGGAUAUAAAACUGAGAGAUGAGGAAGCUAGAAGACAAAAAGCUCUAAAUGGGAAAACUAAUGCAGUUGAUGGUGCCAAAAGAGUCAGAGUACGUGAGCGUGGUCGGGCAAUUCCUGCUCCGGAAGCCAAUGCAGAGAUCCAAUCAAACUUAGAUAGGUGGAGAGUUGUGACACAUGCAAAUGCAAAAAGUAAGAGCGAGAAAUUCCCACCGCCUCAUCAAGACGGUGCCGUUGGUUAUCCAUUGGAUGCAUCUCACAAGGGACCUGUUUCAUUUGGUGCCACUGAACCUGAUGCUUCCUUUGGCUCCUCAGUAUUUAAUUCAAAACCAAAAGGAUCUGUUGAAGGUCAUGCUGCUUCAGGACCUUACAGAGGUAAGAAAACAAAGAAAACAGAUUCAUCAUGGAGACUCAAGCGUCCGUUCAAGUAAUCAAUUCAUCAAGUAGGCCUGUAAAUGGUUUUUUUUUUUUUUUGUUGGGUUACUUUGGGGCAAAUAAUCAGUCUCUGCUGUUCUCGGCAUUUCGAGGUAGGGGGCCUGGAUUUUUUUUUUCUUAAAAUAAAUUUUCUCCCUUUCGUAGUGCUGCCAUUUUUUUGCGUUCAUUUGAUAAUAUAGUUUUUGCGGUAUGAUGUACAAUGGGGAUCCUUAGAUUUUGUAUGUUUAGGAUGGAAUCCCUUUGCUGUACAGUUUCCAGGGACACCCUCGUCUCCGUUAUGACCCGCCAGUGUUCUUAUUGGAAAGCACCCUCCCCCCAAAAGAAAAGUAAGCAAUAAAUUUAUUUCCAUUUAUUAUUUUGAUA